AUGACCGCACCAGCAAAAGACUUCCACGGCUGGGUCGCCCACGACGCCAAAAGCCCUCUAACAUACACAACAUUCACCCCGAAACCAUUUACACCAACCGACAUCGAAGUCCGCGUAACCCACUGCGGAAUCUGCGGCACCGACAUCCACACCUUGCGCUCAGGUUGGGCCCCAGCCGACUAUCCCUGCGUCGUAGGCCACGAGAUAAUCGGAAUCGUCGAGCGCGUCGGCUCCGCCGUGCCAACCCUGCCCUCGUCUCCUGCCUCCCGAUCCAUCAAACUCGGCGACCGCGUCGGCAUCGGCGCGCAGAGCAUGUCCUGUCUCAAGCCCGAUUGUGAAGCCUGUGCCGACGGCCAGGAGAGCUACUGUGCCCGUAUGACGGGGACUUAUAACGGGCGGUAUGCGGAUAAGUCGAAAUCAUACGGCGGGUUUGCGGAGCGGUGGAGGGGGCCGGCGCAUUUCGUGGUGAAGAUUCCUGAUGCGUUGCCUUCUGCCGAGGCAGCGCCGUUGCUCUGCGGUGGUGUUACUGUUUAUGCACCGUUGAAGAAGUACGGCGCCGGGCCUGGGAAGACGGUUGGUAUUGUGGGGAUCGGGGGCCUGGGACAUAUGGGUAUUUUAUUUGCGAAGGCACUGGGUGCGGAUCGGGUGGUUGCGAUCUCGAGAUCGAGUAGUAAGAAGGCGGAUGCAUUGGAGGGGCUUGGGGGGGAUGCGUUCAUCGCGACUGGGGAGGAGAAAGGGUGGGCGAAGAAUCACUCGAGGACGCUGGAUAUUAUUCUGUGUACGGUUUCGGGCCCGGAUAUGCCUUUCGCGCAGUACUUGAGGUUGUUGAAGCGGGAUGGCACUUUUGUGCAGGUUGGGGCACCGGAGGAUGCGUUGCCGCCGCUUAUGGCUUUUUCGUUGAUUCAGAAGGGUGUCAAGGUUACGGGGUCGAGUAUCGGUUCACCGGAGGAUUUGAGACAGAUGCUGAAGCUUGCGGAGGAGAAGAGGGUGUUGCCGUGGGUUCAGAAGAGAGCUAUGGGGGAGGUUAAUGAGGCGUUGGUUGACAUGCAUGAGGGGAAGGCGAGGUAUAGAUAUGUGCUGCAGAAUGGGGAGGCGCAGGCGAAGCUGUAA
Molecule: messenger RNA, 1110 nt
Organism: Penicillium cinerascens
Lineage: Eukaryota; Fungi; Ascomycota; Eurotiomycetes; Eurotiales; Aspergillaceae
Product: NAD(P)-dependent alcohol dehydrogenase
Exons: 1
Coding region: 1-1110 (369 amino acids)
Biological process (GO): alcohol metabolic process
Molecular function (GO): alcohol dehydrogenase (NADP+) activity; zinc ion binding
Source: RefSeq, a predicted model, not a curated record